Messenger RNA from Amphibalanus amphitrite, 10790 nucleotides. RefSeq lists its product as uncharacterized. NCBI's taxonomy places the organism in Eukaryota, Metazoa, Arthropoda, Thecostraca, Balanomorpha, Balanidae. Gene Ontology annotation, molecular function: actin binding. Gene Ontology annotation, biological process: cellular component organization. The record is from RefSeq and is a predicted model, not a curated record. Bases 562 to 10425 code for a protein of 3287 amino acids. The transcript has 24 exons.
AGUGCACCGAGAGGAGGGUGAGGGUGAGGGCUGGCAACGAGCUAGUGCCGGCCCGUGCCUCGGGGCGAGGGGAGCGAGCGGGGAGUCGCCGCGGGGUGACUGCAGUGACUCUGUCUAUCUGUGACUGUGUGUGGUGCGGAGCGCAAAAACUCUGCGGUGAAUGUCGUGUGCUCCCGGUAACUUACUGUCGCUGCUGAAAACUGCAUCAGGGCGAUGAGAGGUUUAAUUAGCCAUGAUGUUUGUGUGAUAGCGCUGGAGCUUCGGCAAGUCAGCCCACGCAGCCUGUUGCGCUUUGGAAUCAUGGUGCAAUAGUCAGUCAGUGUUGCAAAGCUGUCGUCCAUGCGUGAGGCCUUCUGGCAGCACGAGGGUUAGCGGAACGACCAUUGAGUAAUGCGGAAAAUAACGGGCACAUGCAGAGUGCGAGGGUUUCAGUAAGCUGCUUGCCAGGCGUGAAGCCAAGCAACCUAUGAUGAGCGGCAAUAAGCAGAAAUACAUUGCUUUUUUCUUCGUGAUUUGUCGGCAUGUGCUCCAAGCUGUGACGUCACACCACCCGGACCGAGAAUGACGUCACUGGUGGGCGCCACUAUGCGCGACAAGCGGCCACAGGCGCGAAAUAAGGAGGCCAAACAGUCACCCGAUAAGACAGACUCGGGGUACUUCACCACGGGCGACGAGGCACACGGCGCGUCCCUCUCCUCCAGGCCUUCAUCAGAGCUCUCCGAGGCUCGGCUUGCUGUGCUUCCUCUGGAAGAGCGGGAGAUGAUGAGUGACUCAGACGAGGAGGAUCAGCGGCCUCCGGUCGUUCCUCCUCCUCCGCUGACUACCAGAGAAGAGGAAGAGGAGUGGUCGAAUCAGUCGCUGGCCUCCGACGGGUCGUUCGUCUCGGAAAAGACGCUACCUGAGGAGGCGUUGCACACGACGACUGGUGACGCUGUUUCUGACGAGCCGGUAGUCCCUCCUCAUCCGCAAACUGCGCGAGGAGACGACAACGAAGAGGAGUGGUCCAACGUGUCGCUGGCCUCGGACGACUCGUUUCCUUCGGGACAGACGCAGCCUGAGAUUAUGCUGAACACGACUACCGAGUCCGUUUCUGACGCACCAAGUGAUCGGACAAUUCGGGGUAAGAAGGCCGUUCAGAAAUCUAGGCACCAAGGCUCAGCAACCGGUCGAGAUGUCGUCAAAAGAAAGGGUAGCAAUGCAGCCUCGAACGGCCAGACAAGGAGGGCAGCUGCAUCAGCACUAAAGCGUGCUCGUUUGCAGGGCAUGGACUCAGGGUACAGUGUGGAGGAUAGGGUGUCCGGUGCUCAAAGGAAAGUACAACCCAGCCGAACUGCCAGCCCGAUCACCCUCAACAAGCAGGGGGACAGCGAUCUAGAAACUGAGUCCAGCCUAUCGAUCGCAUCGGAAAGCACAAUAGCAAGGGAAACCGCCCAUGGCAGCUUGACAUAUUCCAGAGUUACAAGGCCCACAGCUGAGCUUCCUAGCGUCAAGAGGAAGUCAGCCGUCGUGCAGAAACGCCAGGAUAGAAAACCCACCAUAAGAACUCUCAAGAAAACGGCGGAAGCUCAGAGAAAAGCUAGGGAGCUAAAGGAAACCCAACGAUCACAGGGUAAGACCAAUGAGACCUCGGGGAGAAGGAAGCGCAGCUAUGAGCGCUCAGUCAUUGCAUCCACUGACAGGCAAGUGUCACGGUCAGUUGAGUCACUAGUCUCAGACAAGUCGCACGCAUCGAGAAGAACAAUGUCCCAAUCAAAGCCAACGACUCCGGUGCUAGCCAGCGCAGGCUCAGUCCCUGAUGAGAUGGUUACCGCAACCUCUCGUGAGCGCUCAAGACCUGACAGUCCGAGAUCCACCACCUGCAGCGCCGAAUCCGUACCUGACCGAGUGUCCAGCUCCACUCACUUCCAGGCGCAACCUGCCAAACGCCUAUCUGAGAGCAUUAGUGCAGAGUCGGCACUUGAUAGGGCUCCUACUCCUUUCCUGUCUGCAUCGGGACCAAUCCAUCCAAUGCCAGACGGCGGGAGCGCUACGGCGAUUACUGACAGAAAACCUUAUCCCCAAACGACGAAGUCCAGAUCCGCUAGUUCUCUUUCGGACGGUGUACCUGCUGGGCUGGUGCAGAGCAAAUCGUCUUCUCACGGGUCCUCUGAAACAUUUCCUUCCAAGCACGAAGACGAAGGAGCCUCCAAGAGCAAGCGUAAGCCUUCUAUGACCAGGAAUGUCGCAAGCAAGGUAGCGUCCGUGAAACGGAAAGUGCUUGGAAGAGGUCGCUCCAGAGAACGAAGCACCUCAGAAAGCCUUGACGUCAGCAAAGUAAAUGGUUCAAGUUCCGGCCCUCCAACUGACCCACCAGGGUCUUCAGAAGCACGCAAAAAUAAGGUUGGUAAUUUGGCUGCCCGCAUGGUGAGGCGUGCCUCCUUAACUGCUGAAGAUGCGCUGAAAGCCAAGGGCAAAUACACCGUAAAUGCAGUGCCACAGACAACGAGGCGUGAUUCUUUGAGGACCCCUACCACUCCCAGCAUGACUAGGCAAGUAUCUGGUGUAGACAAAAGUCGAGGAAGUGGAAUGCGGCGCACAUCAGUUGAUUCCGCAAGACCACAAGGGCAACGUCCCGGCACCGUUCCUUCCCGAUCAAACUCGAUGAAGGUGGGGCGAAUACCUGUUGGUGGAGCGGACACCCCUGUCCAGACACGUAAAGGUCGUGCAAAUCAAUCCGGGACAAAACCAACAACCCCACAGGUCAUUCGCGCUUCUCACAAGGUCACUCCACAGACCCCUACCAACACCCUCCCGAGGGAGACCAAACAACGUGCAGCGAAACAGGACAGUCCUGGGAAAGCCACAGCAAACGGUCGACAAAUCACGCCACAAGUCAGCGCGCCAUCAACGCCUGUUAGCCGUCCUCGGGGUGGAGGUGUAGUCCGAAGAAGGUUGGGUGCAUCAGAGAGCUCAGAUGUCGCGGGGCCAUCGGCAUCACAAGUGCCACCGAAGCCGCCGUCUCAGCAGCGGUCACGACCCGUGCUCCUGAAGAGACAAAGCGACAACUCACUGGAAAAAAGGCUACUAGUACAACCGUCGACAACAAGGCACCGCUCCUCCUCCGCGGACAGGGCCCCCCGAACUGAACGACAGCAAUCCAUUGCAUCAGCUCGUCAACGAAGACCGGGACGUAACGCGCCCUUCAAUCGCCAGACAGUUUCGCUCGUCCCUAAAAAGGCUAUGAAGGGUAAAGCUCUGAGGUCGACCCCACCAUCCGUUUCUUCCAGCUUUCGCGGACAGAGAAAUAAUGUCGCAGCCGUAACAGAGAAGAGAACGCCAGAACCAUCCCGGAGAACGGUUGAAUCCCCAGAGAAACCAAAACCAGAUGCACGCAUCGAUUCAAGGACUGUGAAAAGAACCACUCAAAAAGACGCCACCAAAGAAUCGCCGAAGUCACGGCAAGGUACCGCCGGCCAUAAGCACAAGUCUCACUGGCCACUGGGACAGCUCAUGCGACGAAGUUCUGUACUUGAGCCGGAAGAAAAGCAUGGGCCGGUAAGGGUGGGCAGCCGACAUGGGAGACGGAAAUCUAUCUCGGAUAUACCUACACCUCAAGAGAACGAAGAACGGCAGGAAUACAUCUCCAAAAGACGGCAUUCCUCAGUUGAUUCGACUGAUGAGUUUGCCACUGGUGGCUUUGAGGAGAAAAUUCCCCAUCAUUUCACUCCUCUACCAAUUCACAUAGAAAACGAGUCACUCCAAACGAAACAGGCAAACAGCGAACAUGGCCUGUUUGACAGCAAUCAGACAGACCGGAUGAUGAAAGAGAAUCAACAUGAUUUCCCAAGAAGGAACGAAAAGUCACGACCUGCUGCAAAGAAGGAGACAAAGCAGCAUCAGCAGGAAUAUACCUCAGAUAGGGAAGAUCAAGGACCUUCGACUGAAGUAAGCGACCACAAAAUAACACGGGUCAAAGGAUAUGCUGACGAGGAAGCUGAUGCAGCUGAAUAUGAAGACAUCGGAGGUGAGGACGGAGUGGAAGAUGAAGUGUUUGAUGACGAAGAAGAAAUUCAUGGUCAGUAUCAGGAUGAGCAGGAUGGAGCACUUCAGCACAAACUAACACCUGCUCCAUCAGUCAUCGAACCGAUUUUGGCACCUCAAGAACAGCCGCUGGAAUGCGUACUUGAAGUUGACGGUGAAGAUGAAGAAGGAAAUGAUUCGGAGGAAGAGGAGGAUGAUGAGGAAGAGGACGAAGAGGAGGAGGACGAAGAGGACAGCGAGGAGGAAGAGGGUCUGGGAAAAGACGAGGAAAUAGGGGAGGUGGAGGAGCUAAGUCAAGAGGAGCUAGAGGAAGCAGAGGAUGAUUUUGGUAGACAAGAAGAAAGUGCCGCAUCAGGUCGUGAGCCUGACGAGCUGUCUGGACACCACCAAAGGGGUUCAGCUUCUCUGACGACCAGCCGACUUCCUCCGCGUCACCCAGCGGGGCCCAGGCGGCGCUACUCCUCUCCAGAUGAUCCCAGAAUACAGAGGUCUGGCCACGGCGCGAAGCCGGCGCGGCGUCCGUCCCCGGAGGGCUGCAGCGAUGCGCCCCCGGAGCCGGCGGCAGGGGGUGGGCGGCGCGCGGCCACCGGUGACGUCACCUCUGCCAGCCGCCGCCGCCCGGCCUCGGCGGCCGCCAGUGCUGGCUCCGGUGAAAGUGUGAGCGCCGGCGUCGCUCGCGCCGCUCCAGUCCGUCGCAAGUAUGGCCAAGUGCUGCGGAGGCCGGUGCUGAGCCAGCCCCCGAAGCCGCCGCGCAGCGCCAGUGGACGCUCGCCGGCCGAGGCGCGCGCAGCCGGCCGGCGCGUGCUCUCCGUGGACGCCGCGUUUGCCGACGAUUUGGAAGUCCCCGACGGAGCUUCAGAUAGAGGUUUCCACGGCAACCAUCUACUGCCUACAAUCACCGAGUUCGACUCGGACCCGGAACAGGACCUCGACGCGCUCACAGACGGGCUGCGAAACCCCUCAGUCAGCGGGCUGCACGAGAUCUGCUCGGUGCUGCGCCGCCACCCCAGUGACUCGGCCGAGCCGCAGCCGUCGCCGCCCACCCUCUCCCGGCUGGUGGAGGCGCUCUUCGAGUGUCUGCACGCGCUCAGCUGCAGCGAAGAGUCUUGUGGCAAGGUCAACGUGCUCCUGCUGGAGCGGGAGUGCGUGCGCACCAUCCAGGCCGUCAUGGACUCCACUAUGGAGCUCGACUACAUCGUCGAGAACAAGGACUACACUGCCAAACUGGCACAAGCGCUGGACAAAGGGAACGUGACCGUUCGCGAGCAGAUCUUCAAGCUGCUGACGGCGCUCUGCUACUACAGCAAUGAGGGCUACCAGCGCACCCUGGACGCCCUUCAGCGACACCGGGACCUGCGGAAGGAGCGGUACCGGUUCAGGAUCGUCGUGGAGGAGCUGCGGAACGCGCAGUCGAGCAGCUACCGGACCACCCUCAUGGCCUUCAUCAACUGUGUCAUCAAGAGCACGACUGACGUCAAGGAGCGUGUCACCAUCAGGAACGAGUUCAUCGGUCUGAAGCUGCUGGACGUGCUGAACACGCUGCGGAAGGAGGCGCGGCCCGGCUCGCAGCUGCAGCAGGAGCUGGAGGCGUUCGACGAGCAGCGCGAACAGGACGGCGCCGAGCUGGCUCCCGGCUGUCGGGUGGACCUCAACUCGCCGCUGGACGUCUUCUACAGCGUCUACGACAUGGUGGCCGACACGCCGCAGGAGAUCGCCUUCCUGGCGAUCCUGCAGCACCUGCUGCGGAUCGACCCCAAGGAGCCCAUCUCGGACACCAUGUGGGACACGGCCGAGACGCUCGUCUACCGCGCCACCCUGCUCGACUCCAAGGAGGACUCCAACAAGCUGCUCAAGACGCCCAGCCACCACAAGGGCCUGCACCGGCUCAAGUCGGUCGACGCACGGAAAUCGUCCGUGGUCGAGAUCAAGGCGGACGCGGUGGAUGCGGCUCCUCAGACGGGGGCGCCGCCGCCACCUCCACCUCCGCCGCCGCCUCCUCCGCCUCCGCCGCCGCCCCCGCCCGGUGGGGGUCCGCCCCCGCCCCCGCCACCUCCUCCGCCCGGCGGGGGUCCGCCCCCGCCGCCGCCCCCGCCCGGCGGCCGGCCCGCGGCCACCAAUGAGGCAGAGAAGGUCACCCUGCCGCAGCAGACCACUCCGAAGCCGGCCUCAAAGAUGAAGACCAUCAACUGGAACAAAAUUCCAAAUAGCAAGGUCGUUGGAAAGAAGAACAUCUGGAGCCGGCUGGCGUCCAAGUUCAAGUCGAAGCCGAUGCCGGAGCCGGACUGGAAGCACCUGGAGGGGCUGUUCUGUCAGCAGGCGCCCGUCCAGCCCAAACCGUCACCGCAGACACCGCAGGAGAGCCAAAAGAAAAAGGAGUCCAACGAGGUGAACCUAUUCGACGGCAGGCGCAGUCUCACCAUCAACAUCUUCCUGAAACAGUUCAAAAACUCGUCGCUGGACGUGGUGGAGCUGGUGCGCGCCUGCCGCGCGGAGGAGCUCGGCGCCGAGAAGCUGCGCGGACUGCUGCGAAUCCUGCCCACCCCCGACGAGGUGGACAUGCUGAACAGCUACGACGGCGACCCGGCGCGCCUCGGCAAAGCCGAGAGACUCAUGGUCCGCCUCAUCCGGGUGCCCAGCUUCCGACUGCGGGUCGAGAGCAUGCUGCUGCGCGAAGAGUUCGACUCCAACUACGACAGCCUCAAGACGUCCAUCGUCGCCAUGAUGUAUGCUACUGAUGCGCUGAUGAACAACGAGAAUCUGCACAAAGUGCUGUACCUGACGGUGAACAUCGGAAACUUCCUCAAUUCGGGUGGCUACGCCGGGAACGCGGCCGGCAUCAAGCUCUCGUCGCUGCAGACUCUGGUGAACGUGCGCGCCAACAAGCCGGGCAUGACGCUGAUGCACUCGAUCGCCGAGCAGGCCGCCUGCCGUCACCCGGAGACGCUCGACUUCCCGGCCGAGCUGGAGGUGCUCGAGAUCGCCGCCAAGACCACCAUCGAGCAGAUCAAACAGGACGCCGCACAGCUGCAGGCCAGCGUCACAAAGGUCCGUAACCAGACGUCGAGUUCGACGGAGGCCGAGCUGCGCCAGCAGACGGAGUCGUUCCUGGACGAGGCGUCGGACCAGCUGGAGGAGAUGACGGCGCUGCUGGCCAGGCUGGAGGAGAACCGCUGCGACCUGGCCGACUUCUUCUGCGAGGACGCCGCCACCUUCAAACUGGAGUCGGCACUCGAGAUUCUGUGGAGCUUCGCCAGCAUGUUCAAGAAGGCGGUGGCGGAGAACGAGAAGAGGCGUCACCAGGAGCAGGAGGCCAGCGCGCGCAAACGGGCGCGCGAGGAGCAGCAGGCCAAGAGGAAGUCAGGAGUGGUGGGACAGAGGCCCGUCUCCCUGUCCGGUUCAGAGCCGGACAACACUGCAGACGGACUGCUGGCCAACCUGAAGGACGGCGACCGCAGGCUGGAACAGCCGCUGACGCCGCAGCCGCAGAGGAAGCGGCGCACAAUGCUGGACAUGGGCUCUCUGACUUCCGAGGACGAGCCGUCGGUGGCCAACAGCCCGCGGAUCAACCGCAAGAACCGCCUGGGCAGCUUCAGCGGCACGGCCGGCACGCCGGGGGAGGGCCCGAACGGGGUGCUCAUCACCGACUCACCCGGUACCGUGCGGCGCCGGCGGAGUCGCGUACCCAGCGAAGAGGAUGACACCCUCCUGGACUACCUGCGCUCGGCCAGUAACGAUAACCCGCGCGAGCGACGCUCCUGGGGCGGACUGGACUCGUACGGCUCCCUGGACCGCUCGAUGGCCCGGAGGAUGCGGGGAGGCGCCGUCCGCCGGCGGCCCGACCUGCUGUCGGUCGACUUCCUCGGAGACAGAGAGCGUCCGGCGUCUCCGUCUCUGCCCACACCCACCCAGGAGGAGGCCGAAAAACCGGCAGAGGGGCGGCCAAGCCACGACUGGAAGAAGAAGAUCGACCACUGGUUCGAGGAGAACGACAAGGACCGUGAACAGGCCGAGGACCUCAGCAGUCGACGGCGGCGGCUCCACCGGCGCGUCGUCGACGUCGGCGGCGACGGCUCCAAAGCAGACGGCGGGAAGUUACCCGUUACAGGGCUGGGCACCGUCCCAGAGGGAAAGUCGCUCGAGAGCGGCUCCAGCUCGUCCUACAAACGCGUCUACAAAGACUGGAAACCGUCCGUCGAACAGAAGGAUAUCCUUGGCGCUAUGGAAGCUAUAGAAGAGACCCACGACCAGCCUAGGGACAAGUCGGCCUGGAGGAAAUCCAACCUGAACGUGCCCAACAGUGCCGAGGGCACCGGCCGCGGCCAGGAGGGCGCCGCCCAGGGGACGGAGGGCCAUGACGCUCGUCGAGAUCUGAUCAAGGGGCUCGGAAGGAAAAUCAGCGAUGAGAGCAUUCCACUGUACGUCAGGAAAACCUCGAACGCUUCUCAGGACAACUUGGACAGCAGGAAGAACAGCCUCGUGAACGAGACACCAGAGGGUGUGAUCCUGAAGGUGCCGGAGGUGGCGCGCACCCCGGCCGCCGCCCCGGCGGUCCCGGCGCCGGUGGCCACCUCCGACCAGCGGCCGCGCCGCGCCGACCGUCAGGAGAGUCAGGACAGCACCUCGGAGCGGCUGCUGCCGCCCUCCAUCCCGCGCCGCUUCCGACAGCUCUCCAACGACGAGGUGCCCAACAAGAUCGACAUCGACGCCGAGAACAUCGAGACACCACCGGUGACGCGGCGCGCGCUGGGCACGCGCAGUUUCCGCGCGCCACCCAACCAGACGUGGCUGGCGGCGCCGCGCCGGUCAGAGGACGAGGCCCCCGAGGACUUCAGCGCGCGCCGCCAGCAGCGCCGCUUCCACAGCCUGCGACUGGACCCGGCGGCCGCCGAGGAGCGCCGCAGGGGGCUCAUCAAGUCCACCGGGAACGCCGACAGCUCGGAGAACGAGGACGACGAGCGGGCGCGCCUCUCGCAGCGGUACGCGCGGCUCGUCGAGCUCGCCAAGGACGCCGAGAGCGAGGGCGAGCCGGCGCGCACCAAACCCGAGGACGAGCCCAGGAACGAGGAGGAGCCGGCCGAGAAGUUCGACCGACACGCGUCCGUCCGCAAAUCGACGCGCAGGAAGCGAGACGAGGCCGAGCCGGCCAAACCGUCGUCUCCCCCGCCGGCUGAGGAGUCUGCCGGAGACCGGCGGCGGCCCAAGUCGCCGGCACCAGAGCGGCAGACGCUGAAACCGGAGCCGGAAGAACACCGUGGCUCCAACAGCGACAUCGAGCGUGCCAUCACCAGCAUAUCCGAGACAGCCGACAAGCUGAAAAAGGUGGACGCGCCUCCACCCGAGAAGAGAGACGCCCGCGAUCGCCGCUCGCGCGCCAGGAGCCUCAUCGACGGAGGUCAGGUGGCCGAGGCGAAACGGCGGGCGGACAAGGGUCCGUCCAUCCACGACAGGCUGUUCGGCAGGGCCAAGAAGGACAAGGAGCCGGCGGCGCCCGUCAAGAGGAUGUCCAGCCUCCGGCGCCGCCGCGAGGACACCGACGAGGGAUUCGCCGAGGAGACGAGCGGUGCCAGCGCCAACAACGAGGAGUCAUCGGGCCGGCGCAGGACGCGGCCCUCGUCACUGUCGCUCGCGGGGCUAAAGAAGCCGGCCUCCUCCAGCACCGCGCGCUCGCCGAGUGUGCGCGAGCGGAGCACACCCACUCCGGGCGUGUCUGGCUCGUCAACUCUGGGACGGGCUCGCUCCCGAGACCCUCCGUCGGCCACCGAGCCGACCAGAGGAGGUCUGGGACGCAGCCAGAGUAUGCGGGUAUCGGGCCCGGCGCGGCCGCGGCCCGUGCUGAACUCUGCCACGAGCGCGCUCAAGGCGCUCACAAAGAACCUCCGCGGCCGUGGCCGGGACGCCGAGCCGGCGCCGCGGCCGGCCGGCAGUCUGCACAACUCGAGCGGCUCACUGUGCUCGACGCCGUCCGUCAGCAAGCGCUCCAGCGAGUCCAGUCUGAAGGCGUCUCCCAAGCCGGGUCGGCGGGCCGCGCCGCGCGCCGUGCCGCCUAGUCCGGCGCCCGCCCGCAAAGCGGCGCCCCAGUCGAGCGCCACUGCUCGCCGCGCCGUCGCCGCCAACGGCAGCGUGGCAGGCGCGCGCCGCAGCCCCGCCGCUCGCGUGUCGUCGCCGGCGACACCGCCGCCGCGCGGCUCAUCGUCGACGCUACCCCGCGCCGGUCGACAGGCCGUGUCACGCGUCUCCUCGCACGAGGACGCACCCGCGGCGACCACUAAGCCGGCACGGCGCGUGGGCACGCCGAGCUUCAUGCGUCCGACGUCCUCGAGCACGGCACGAGUCGACCCGGCCGAAAAGAAGAAAUCCGUCUCCCGGUCGAUAACGCUGAGCAAGCCGCGCUCGACGCUGCGCUGAGCGCGCCCCGCACUCUAGUCGCCCCCGUGAGAUGUGAUAUGGCUAACAGCGGGCCGGACAGAUUACUCCAGUGAUAUUAUUGUGAGUUUUGCACUUUUAUAACGCGCGUCGCAGCCGGCUCGUAGUUUGAUUCUAGUGUACUAACGUGUCUUCUCGCCGGUUCUGUAGCUAACUGUGUAGCGCCGAGGAUAAGUGUGCAGGAAGUCGCGAUCUGAGAAGUGCGCCGUCGCGCGGAGACGGCCGCGGCCAUCGGGUGAGGACGUGGCGGCGACAGAGAGGUCGCCAGUUCUAACCGUCGUGCUCGCUGCCAAUGUAGACACGUCGCCCGUUUUGUGUACGAUGAAAAUAAACCAGCAUCUUAGGCA